Molecule: messenger RNA, 685 nt
Organism: Pocillopora verrucosa
Lineage: Eukaryota; Metazoa; Cnidaria; Anthozoa; Scleractinia; Pocilloporidae
Source: RefSeq, a predicted model, not a curated record
AUGUCUUCUGUAAUUGAGCUCAACGAACAACUUGAAAGAUCUCUGGGUAAAAAUCAAACUCCGAGUGCUACCGAACUUGGUACAUUGACAGAUGUUUUGGCUGCAAACGUCACUCUCACAUGGUGUAACAAGCCACAAGAUCAAGAAGACCUGUAUCAGACCAGUGAACAUCGUUACAGUGGCCAGAGUGUGUUGAGCAUGUUCGUUUUUGUCAUCAGUGGAACAUGGGGAUAUCGCUCUGGAAUUGAAAUGAUUAAUGUGACAUUCUGUGGAAAGUACGAUAAGCCUCCAACGUUGAAAGUUUCUCCAUGGCCUUUCAUUCCAGCUGGAAAUCAUUUUAAAGUUAAUAUGACAUUUACACCUGCGGUAGAUGUUCUUGAAGCAUCCAUGCAAUACGAAGUGGUCUUAGACGGCAAGGUUAUUUUAAGGAGCAGGGACGACACUAUAUGCAAUGUGGACCCACCAUUUUGCAAUUUACCAGCUGGUGAAACCAAAGUGUGGGUUAGAACUGGAAAAUUGCCGCCCAUUCCUCCAGUUUUUAAGAAUCGAACACGUAUGCUGAAAAUUCAAUAUUUCAAUGAAGAGAAUAUCAUGUUUCUCUGUUUUGAGAUUGUAAUCAAGGUACAGUGAUAGACGAACAGGACAAACAACAGUCAAGACUCAAGAAAAGUAUGUGGGAAAAAGG